Messenger RNA from Aplysia californica (California sea hare), 769 nucleotides. Its product is annotated as glucose 1-dehydrogenase-like. NCBI's taxonomy places the organism in Eukaryota, Metazoa, Mollusca, Gastropoda, Aplysiida, Aplysiidae. The record is from RefSeq and is a predicted model, not a curated record. Bases 221 to 601 code for a protein of 126 amino acids. The transcript has a single exon.
ACUUAAAAUUGCAUAGUACAAUGAGCCCUACGAGUCCAUAAAUGUUUAUUAUAGCGCGAGUACUGAUGUUGAUUUGAGUAUCUUGAUAACUAUUGGGACUUUACAUUUAAUUCUUUCAGUGUUGUUUCUAAGGAAUAGCAAUAGAAGUAUUCUUGUUCAUAACUUUGAAAUAAGCUUUAUAUUUUAGUUACUUCUAAAUUCUGACCUCUUUAUUCCCCAGAUGGCGCCAAGGUUUGAAGGUAAAGUGGCUGUUGUUACCGGAGCGAGCUCUGGCAUUGGCGAGGCAAUAGUCAUUAAAUUGGCAGAGGAAGGGGCAAAAAUUACUCUUUGUGGCAGGGAUGUGGCUCGUUUGGAACUGGCAUUGGGAAAGUGUGCACAGGCCAGUAAAGGUCACCCAGAGCGUUUUGUUGCCGUUAGUGGAGACGUGUGUGACGAUGACUAUCUUAAGAAGAUAUUGUCCGAGACCAUCAAAACGUUUGGAAGGUUGGACAUUGUAGUGCCAAACGCUGGGGCUGGUGAUGUGGCUAGAACUGAGUUUAAUAUAACGUCAGAUGACUUCAAUGAGGCGAUUGACAUCAAUUUAAAGUCUGUUUUUUCCUGAUCCAGCACGCUUGGCCUCACUUGGAGAAAUCCAAAGGGAAUAUUGUGUGUGUGUCUUCACUUGGGAGCUCACUAGUCCUUCAUGGAGACCCCAUCUAUUGCAUUGCAAAGGCUGGACUUGAAAAUUUAGUCAGAAUUUUCGCUCAUUUUCUUGGAAAUAAAGGUAAGA